CAGAUAUAGUGAAUGCAGGGUCAGGGGAGACCGGAUAUAGUGAAUGCAGGGUCCGGGGAGAGCGGAUAUAGUGAAUGCAGGGUCCGGGGAGACCAGAUAUAGUGAGUGCAGGGUCCGGGGAGACCGGAUAUAGUGAAUGCAUGGUCAGGGGAGACCGGAUAUAGUGAAUGCGGGGUCCGGGGAGACCAGAUAUAGUGAAUGCAGGGUCCGGGGAGACCAGAUAUAGUGAAUGCAGGGUCCGGGGAGAGCGGAUAUAGUGAAUGCAGGGGUCCGGGGAGAGCGGAUAUAGUGAAUGCAGGGUCCGGGGAGAGCGGAUAUAGUGAAUGCAGGGUCUGGGGA
Staurois parvus is the source of this 339-nucleotide messenger RNA. The record is from the annotation of a GenBank genome assembly. Lineage: Eukaryota; Metazoa; Chordata; Amphibia; Anura; Ranidae.